Molecule: messenger RNA, 5669 nt
Organism: Cinara cedri
Lineage: Eukaryota; Metazoa; Arthropoda; Insecta; Hemiptera; Aphididae
Source: the annotation of a GenBank genome assembly
AGGUUAUAUAUUGCCAGAACGUCAACAGACAUUUAUUUCAUUUUACUUAACGUUUGUUACGCGACUCGUGUUUAAAGACAUCGGUUCUUCUAAAUUGUAUUUUCUAAAUUCCAUCUAACAUGGCUGAUCAGGUAAUAUUUGUUUAUUAAUUCGAUUAUUAGUUGGUUUUAAAUGAGCACCUAUAAAAAUAUGUGGUUUUUCAAUUUCGUGUUAAACCAAUGUGUUUUGAUAGCACAUGGAUUAUGGAAUACCUUGCCUCCACUUGCUUGAUCUUUCACGUUUUUGUAUCUAUCUAAAGUGUAAUACAAUAUAUUUUGUUUUAACAGACAGAGAAAGCUUUCCAAAAGCAGCCUACCAUAUUUUUGAACCGUAAGGAAUUUAAAAAGAAGAAGCCCCUCCGUCAUUACCGUAGCAUUGGUUUGGGUUUCAAAACGCCCAGAGAGGUCAGUAUUUAUUUGUGUAAAUUGCCAACAUGGUUUACACUUUCAAUUUUGAUACUAUUUUAUAAUUAUUACAAAUUAUCACGCCUGGUGUCGUCCGUGCCAAUUUUUUUUUACAUAUUAUCUUUGUUGAUUUUGAUUGUGUCAGUAUUGAAUAAAAACUAAAUACAUAGUUACUUAUAUACAUAUUUAUAGAAUACACACCAUAGACAUAAUAAGAAUUUGUUCAUGACAACCAAGUGAACUAAUAAUAUUUGUUUUUAAUCCAUAUUACUUCUAAAAAAAAAUUGUUUAAUUCAAAGUAAAAGUACCUAAAAACUGGUUUUUUGGUGUUAUCGAAGAAUUUCAUAGAUGUACUAUGUUAGAAACCUUCAUGGAAGUGUACUUGACAACUUUCCAAAGUUUCAUGGUGAUUGGAUAAAUGGUGUAGUAAUGAUUAAACUUUAAAGGACCAACACAUACAUUCAUUUUUAUAUAUUUAUGUCGUAGGCCAUAUGAAAAGUUAUCCUUUUUGUAAAAAGACUAGGCUCUUUGUAAUGUGGUAGCCCAUUUACAAACUACUUAGUAUUUUUCCAAAUGGUCUGCUGUUUUUCAGGCUUAUUGCAGACUGUCUAAACAGCAGUUAGGUCUUUCAAGAACUACAAUUAUUAUAUACCUAGUAAUUUUAUUGUAAUUUAUUACUUAUACCUACAAAAAAAGAACAAAUUAAUUGUAAAAUGUAAACUGUAUAAGUACCUACUUAUUAUAUUUAUUUAGUAAAGUUGUAAAUUAUAUUAUUGUACAUUUUUAGAUUCGAAAUGUAGCAAGGGAUCUUCUGGUUUUUUUAAAAUUUUUUCUGCCUGAACAACUUUUCUACCAGAAAACUUGCUCCAACUAUAGUACCUUUUCUGAAAGUUAAUUUUCUCUUGUUGGUGCAUUAGUCAAAUUAUGCUAGUUGAAAUUAUUUAAAGUAGUGUCUUCUUACAUGAUAAUAUUAACACGAUGGUCUUAUGAUAAAUGUACUCUGAUUUUUUUACUGUGUUAUUGAGGGGCUACUUCUUAAAUUUUUAUCCUUUAUAUAUAGUAGUCAUUAUACUCAUUGGGCAAUAUAAAUUAAAAGUAUUUUCCUUUUAAAACAUAUUUUAAUACUAUUAACAAUUGAAUUACAAAUGUUGGUCAAUCCUUUAAAUUCAUAAAUAGGUAAUUAUUAUUUACCUUCGGAAAUAACUAGAGGGUAAAUCACUGAUUAAUACUGUGUACAUCAGAUUCUAAAAUACCAUGAUUUUCCUAAUAAUCACAAAGAUUUCCCAUAAGAUUACCAAACAUGUAUACACUGAUUUUCAUUGGUGACACCCUCUGGAAAUAACAGUAAAUAAGGAGAAAUUUAUACAUGAUGGUUUAUAUUAUAAUAAUAUGAUGAUACUAACACGACGGUCUUAUGAGUAUUUUUACUCUGAUUUUAAACUGUGUUGCUGAUUAAUAAAUAUAAUACUAAUUUAAAGUAAAUUAUUAUUUUUAUUUUAUAAAUUUACUAUUUUCAUUACAUUAAUAGAAUUAUUUUAUUGAUUUCAUUACCUGCUUAUCUAUAAAUAAAUUAAUAAUAUACAUUUUCUACAUGAAUUACAAUAUUUAAAAAUAACUAAACAAAUUUAUACAACUUGUAUUUUAUUGAGUGUAUUGUAAUAAAAUUUAUGUGUAUUAGAUUUUGUGUAUGGAAUUCUUUGGAUUUUAUAGAUUUGCGAUCAUUUAAGCUCUUUUAUUAAGCUUAAGUUAAAACCAUUUUAUAAUAUGGAUCGUCUAUUUGAAAUUUAUAUUCAAAUUGGACAAUAAUUUCGUCCGAAACUGUUUUCUGAGAUUUAUUGCCUUUAAAUUCAAUAUAACUUAUUAAUAAUCAUGAUUAUACACAAGCCUGGUCCUUUCUAAAUAUUCCUACUCUUGCUUCUAAGUUUCUAUCAAGCGGAUAUUUUCUUUAUAAAUUAUACAAUAAUAAAAUUGAUGCUCCCGAUUUAUUAAUUAGUACCCCUUUUAACAUUUUAGGUAACAAUAAUUGCCCAACCUCUUUGUUUAAUACACCAACACGCACACUACAAAUUAUCUGAAAUGCUCCCUUAUUCUGAGUGUUAUGGUUUUAUACAAUGAACUUCAACAGAUGCAGAUUUUUUUCACUUUUUACUUUAUGUAAUACAAAUCUUAACAAAUAUUGAUAUGUGAUCCUGGGAUUAUCCAGUACAAAAUUACUUAAUUUUAGUUGAGUUUUAUUAUCUUAAUAUAUUAUAAUCUCCAAGUUUUCUCAUCUGUGUACUAUUAGGCUUCUGCUUGUUUUGUUCUUCUUUUUGAAUAAAUUGUUAUUAUGAUGAUCUUAACACGACGGUCUUAUGAACAUGUUUUAUUUGAUUUAAACUGUGUUGCUGACUAAGAUUUAUACAUAUAAUUUCUGUUCUUUAUAUCUAAAAUAUAUCAUUAAGUUAUUUAAAUGUACUUACUUGGAUUAAUUCAUCUUUUUCAUUACCUUAAUAGAACUUUUUCAAAUUUACUUCAAAUUACUUUUUGAAAAAUAAGAAUGAACAAAAUUAUGUAGGUUAUUAUUGGAUUGUAAAGUAAAUUAUUGAUCAUUUUGAUUAUUAUAAAACAAAUUAUUAAUAAUAAUAAAACAAGGAUAUAAUAUAUAGUGUUAUAGUAUCUAGCACUAUAGUAUAUAUAUAUAUUAAUAUUAUUGACUUAACUGCUAAUCCCAUUAAUUCAAAAUUUACAAUGUAGGUAAAUUGUAAUAAAAUAGAAUUCUUUUUUUUUUUUUUUUUUUUUUACUAAUUUAUUAAACUUUCAUAAUAAUCGUUGAUUAUCAGAGAUCUGUGAUUUAAAUAACACGACGAUAACAACACGACGGUCUUAUGAGUAAUUUUUACUUGGAUUUAAAUUGUGUUUCUGAUUAAUAAACAUGGCUUUGAUUUUUUUUUUAUCUUAAAUAAAGUAUAUAGAUUUAUCUUAUUUUUGAAUUGUCUAAAUAUAUCUAUUUGUUUAGUUUCACCUACAAUUAAAUGUAUAGUAUAAACUAUUGUUAAAAAUUUUAUUAUAAUAAGGAAGAUAACAUUAUGAAUAAUAUGAUGAUAUUAACACGACGGUCUUAUGAAUAUGUUAUUUGAUUUUAAAUUGUGUUUCUGAUUGUUCUGUUUUUAGUCUUUUAUACAUAUUUAAAUAAAACAAUUGGUUCAAUGUACAGAAUGAGUUUAUGAUGAUAAUAACACGACGGUCUUAUGAGUAAUUUUUACUUUGAUUUUAAAUAGUGUUAUCUGAUCAAAAUUGUGUGUACUAUUACUCAAAUUGAUUGUGAUGUAAAAUUUCAAAAAAUUUAUCUUUUAAGAUAUUAUCAUGUUCUAAUUUCUUUAUCAACAAUAUUUUUACUUUGUAAAUUUAUGUCUACUUCAAUGCUUUUAGUUUAUAUUUUAUGAUACACAAAUUGUAAGAAAUUAGGUACAUAAUAGUGCUUAUUAAUAUAGGUAGUUGUAAUAAUGUUAAAAUUAUUAAAUUAAGUUUAGCAAUGUUUAGCAAUCUGGUUGUGUAAUUAUUUGGUAUUAUUUAUACAUUGAAAAUAGGUACCUAUUAGGUAUAAAAUACCUAUUUUUUUACUAUUACUUAUUAUUUAUAAACAAUUGAACAAAUGUUACCAAUAACAUGCUAAAUUUUAUAUUUUUUAUUUUGAAUUAUUGUGUAUAAUACAUAUUUAUGAACAAACUAGUUAAAAAGUUAAUUUGUUUCACUUUCACAAAUAGUUAUGUUAAGGAAAAUGAAAUGUAACAAACAAACUAGUAGAAUACUAUGCAUUCUUAAUUUAGUGAUAAGCUGUAAGUGAUAAUUAUAAUGAUUGUAUGAUAUCAUAGUAGUCGCCCAUCUUGCAGCUGUUUAGAUUUUCUGUUCUAGACAUUUAAGUGUUUCUAACAUAUAUCAGAUUGAUCAUGUCCUUAACUGUAUGGUAUCCUUAGUAUACCUGAUGUUCGGUAAUAUACAUUUGAAUUUGUACCAAAACUAAUCUUUUUAAACUAAGUAAAUUUUUAAAAAAACAUCAAAUCCUAAAAUAAUGAAACAAAGCUAUUUUUUUCUAAUCAGACAAAACUAUAGAAUUAGGGGAAACUGUUGAUAACCCCCAUUGGUAUUGUUUCUAAUAAUUAUUUACAUCUUAACCAGCUUAUGAUAUAAUGUAUAGGUACAUAUGACAUAUACACUGGAAUUUAAUUUUAGAUGAGUUUUAAUCCUUGUCUAUUGAAUUAAAUAUGUAAAAAAAAAAUUUUUUAUUUCAAUCUGGUUAAAAGUUUGUGAGACACAAGUAGAAAAAAAUAAUUUUUCUAGAAAAUUUGCAUGGAAACAAUUAAGAAAAAAUUCAAUAACAGUUAAGGAAUUACCGUAUUAAUUGUAAUUUCUUAUCGCGUAACGUAUUAUUCUAUUGAAAACUAAAUGUUUUCGCACUAAUGUUUUAGAAAUUAAAACUGUUAUUAAUCUGAAACUAUUGAUGAGAGACACCAAUGUGUGGUACAUUACAAUUUUAAGAAUAAUAUUUUUUACAAAAAAUAGUUAUUUUUUGAUAAUUAAGGGAUGAAAAAAAUAAUGAUAAAUAACUUUCUUAUAAUAACAUAGGACACCCUGUGUAUAAUUAUGUAACGCUAAUUCUUACUAGCUGUUCAGUUAUUUAUUGUAAUGUUUUAUACCACAUAUUUCUGCCUGUUUUGUAAACAGUGUUUUUUUUUUUUUCUGUAAAUAAAUAAAUAAAUAAAUAAAUAAUAAUUGCGAUUAUUAUUUUUUAGGCCAUUGAUGGAACUUACAUUGACAAGAAAUGUCCAUUCACUGGCAACGUUUCUAUCCGAGGACGUAUUUUGACAGGUAUGGUACGGAAGAUGAAGAUGCAAAGGACCAUUGUGAUCAGGAGGGAUUAUUUGCACUACAUCAGUAAAUACAAUCGUUUUGAGAAGCGUCACAAAAAUAUAUCUGUUCACCUAUCACCAUGUUUCCGGUAUAAUAUGAUUUUAUUGUUAUUAGUGUAAUUUUAUAGUUUCACAUUUUGUUUGUUUGUAGUGAUGUGGAAAUUGGAGAUAUUGUUACAAUUGGUGAAUGUAGACCUCUCAGUAAAACUGUUCGGUUUAAUGUAUUGAAGGUGACCAAGGGAACAGGAGCUAAGAAAGGGUUCAAAAAAUUCUAAGAUUUUAAUGUAAUAAAUAUAUUAUAAUUUUUACAAUAAAUUCUUGAUAUCCUAAUUAUUAUUAC